AUGGCUCGUGAAUUAAUCGACACAACGAAUGAGACCCCGUGUAACAUAAUGUCGGAGAAAAUGGAAAAGCCGGUCGUUUAUCCGACCGGGAUGGCGGCAGACAGGAAUUUCUCACUAAAGUUGAUCCCAGACCAGAACUUGGCCAUCAGCCACUACGGCAUAAGCACAGUUCCAGAACUGGAUUAUCUAACAGAAAACAUACGGGAAGGUUUGUGGGGACCGACCGAGAAGCCGAACCCCUCGGAGGUGUAUCGCGCAACGCUUAAAGACUUUUUGCAUAUCAAAGAAAAAUUUAACAACGAAUGGUGGAUUGGCCGGCCCGUGAAGGAGAACUCGGACGUGGGCUUCAUACCGUCACCGGCCAAGUUGGAAAUGCUGCGGACGCGCGACACCGAUGGGGAGGGCGGCGGACGGGAUGACGGCGACCAGAACGCUCGAAGCUCCUCCAAGGGUGGCGUCAGCAACGGAAAAGGCGGUCGGAAGGCCUUCUUCAAAAAGGUGAGUCUUUACAGGCAGGCAGACGGGGAUGUUUGA
This is a messenger RNA of Dibothriocephalus latus, 534 nucleotides long. The record is from the annotation of a GenBank genome assembly. NCBI's taxonomy places the organism in Eukaryota, Metazoa, Platyhelminthes, Cestoda, Diphyllobothriidea, Diphyllobothriidae.